AUGGCAAAGCAAUUUUAUUUCUUUAAAAAAGCAGGGCAGAAUUGGCUGGAAGAUAAUACAUUUUGGACAUUGUGGGAACUUUUGGAGUCCUGGACUCAAAAUGAUUGGGUGGCAAUCUUUUUCAUAAUUUUCCUAGGGAUUAUUUUUGAGAUCAUACUCAUAAAGAUUUGUUCAUCCUUUAAUAAGAAGCCUACACUUCCAGAAAAGGGUAGUUCAAGUGCCCAGAAGAAGGAAGACAGUUGCCUGGAAAGCACGAAAUUUGAUAACUGUCCAACUCCUUCAUCUUCUGAGGAAAGAAUUAAAGACUCUUCAGAAAGAACAAUUUCUUCAUCACUUACCUCUGAAGAAAAUGAAGGUAACUUUGAAGAUAGAGUUUCAACAUCAAAUGAAGUAAUAUGGUCAAGUACCAGUGAAAGUAAAUAUCAAGUAAGUCACUUUAGUGAAAGUCAUAUGAUAUCUUCAAAUGGGACUAGUUCAUCUUUGUCACUAUUUCAUUCGGAAGUAAAGAAAAUUUUUCCAAGCCAUGGAGGGCAUCCAGAAAAUGAACAUGAAACAAUACAGUUUUCAUCCAAGAAGUUAUUUUCAAUAAUGAAAACCAACAAAAAUAAAAAUGUAGUAUUUUCUUCUGACUUUAACUUUUCAAGAAGUUCUAGAAUCACUGUAGAAAGUGAAGAUAUCGAUGUGGCACCAUGCCCUUCUGCCCACUUAUUUCUUUCUAGGGACCAAGUCAGACUUCUGGAAGAAAAUGUGAGAAAUCAAAUUGCUUUGAAAUCCAAAACUACAUUAGAGAAUAAAAUCACUUAUCUGUACUCAAGACUUCAAGAAUCCUUGAUCCAGAAUCAACGUUCUGUCAGAAUGGGUAUUUCUGCCCAACCACAAGAUUCUUUUUCAGGACAGAAUCCUCCUCAGAAUCAAGAUUUUUAUGAAACCAGAUUUACUAGUCAAGCCCAACAAUUUGUUAACAACCAAGAAUCAGUUAAUAGCCAGCCUGAUAUCAUGGCCAGAUACUUCGCGCUACCUCAGGAUUUGAUAAGGAAGCCAUUUUCCAGCAUCAUGCAAGACUCCUCCCAGACCCAAGAUAUGGACAGAAACCAACAUUUGGUCGACGUCUCAUAUUCUGUUGAGACCCAAGAUUCAAUCAAGGGCCAAGAGUCUGAUAAACACUUCAGUGAGGCCCAGUAUUCUGUUUGGCUUAAAGAUUCAAACAAGAUUAAAUAUUUAAUUAAGGAGCAAAAUGCUAUUUUUAAGAAUGCCAGAUUUCUAGUUUUAACUCUAAGUCCAGAUUCACUUGCAGAAGGGGUGCUGCAGAUGGAGAGUGUAAAGCCAGGGGGACAGAAACAAAUCGCUUCAUCAGAAUUAAGUCAGUAUUCUGUAUAUGGCUCGGGGCUUCUUUCACCUAUCCUUAAAAGGCAGAAAAACAGGAGAAAAGCAUUACACAGUACGAGUAAACUUAGUCUCAAAGUUCCAUCUCGAAAGUCAAAGAAAACACCAACUCCAUGGGUAUUUCAAAUGACAGUAUGUCACACUUCAAAACCUAGCAAGUUAGGAUGCACGUAUAAUGCUAAGGAGAAAGAAUUACAUCAAAGGAAAGGUAUAUCAGAUACGGCUUUGCAUCUCACUUAUGUUUCCAAGCUUAUUCCUCCCUAUGUUAGGAAGUAUUCUAGAAAAAAACUAGUGAAAGUCAUGCCAGGUGUAACAGGAUGUAGACAUUCUCUGUCAGCAGAUGCAGAGAAUGUCGAUCACCUGGGGUCUCUUGAGAAAAGAGGAACCUCGGGCAGCACUAAAAAUAUAAAGCAGCAUGACGGAGAAAAUAAAGGACAAAAAAACAUUUUACCAAAAAUCCCACCUCAGCUAGAACCGUCUUUCAUGGUCAAUACUUUUCAACUAAAAUCACCUUGUUCUUCCUUGAUAGAAAUGACCUGGAAGAAUAAAGAGCUUCAUAGAGACCCAAUUAUACGAGCAAAGGAAAUUGGUAUUGCAGAGUUUCAUGCCCUCAAUAGUAAAAAAACAUCUGACCUGCAUAUUCCCAAGCAGGAGGCCCCUUUAAAAGAAGCUUUAUUAGAACCUUGGCAAAAAUGUGUCUCCUCUACGGAAGCGGAAUCAAACAGGAGAAUGAAAACGCAGGAGGAGCUAAAAAAUACAGAGAAUUCCCAUCUUCCACUUUCAAGUGGAGAGAAGUUACCAACUAGUUCACCAGAAACGAAAAGGGACUUUCCACAUGGAAACAUACAAAAGCAAAAAGAUUUUCUAGAAAUUGUUCUGGAGACCUCAGAGGUUAAUCUGCUCAUUUCACUGGGAAUCAAAGAGCAUAAAACCAGUGAACAAUUAACAAGUGUAAAAACUCAAGAGAGUACAGAAGAUGUAAUUAUGAAGGAAAAGAAACCACGACUAACACUUCAUAUUACAGAAUGUGAUAACCUGAGUGAAAGCGAGGGACUGGAACAUGACACGAGAGACAACUUAAAAAACAUGCAAGGUAAAAGAAUAUCUGCUACACUUCACAAUGCCACUGACACUAUCAUUUCUGAACCACUUGAUGUGGAAAUGCACAGCAGAUUAAAAGCCAAGAUAGAUACAUCAGCAACAGGGGUUAGUCAUUCAAUGGCAACGAAGAAAUUACCAGAUGAAAAGAAAGCCUGGGAUGCAAAAUACAUUGGGAAGAGAUGUGUAUCGAAAAGGCCACAAGAACAUGACAGAGAAGAACAACAACAAACUUGUCAAGAAGCAUUUCCACAGCUGACACAAGAUUUCAGCCUCAGCGUGCAACUGAAGCAGAAGCCCAAGUACGUCAGAUUUAAAAUAAAACAGAGCAGUUCAGAAAGUAGAAAAACACAAAAUAAAGAGCAAGAGGUGCAACCACAAACUCUUCCUACAGGAACAAUUCUGGGAACUAGUCCAUGCCCCACGACGGGUCCAUUUCAAGUUGAGGUUAAGCAAAGCAGACACAGACCUACAGGCAGAGGAACUGCAGAUCCAGAGAAUCCUCUUCCAGGGCUGGAGAACUCUCGAGCUGGCAAAGUUUUGACUGAAACAACAGAAUGUGGUGUCCCCUUUGGUGGAAGCCCCAGGAGGGUAACAGAGGAUCAUAUUACAGAAGAAAAGGCAGACCUCCAACAAGUUUUACCUGCAGCUGCUCUGAGGUCCUUCAUUAUCCAUAUGCUUCCUUUCUCAUAUUUAAAAAGACAGCAAAUCAGAAAAAAAUUAUCAGGUGCAAAAGGGGUACUCCGUCCCAAAUCUACAAUUCUGAAAGUAAAGAAGCCAACAAAUUUACUGAUGCCUAGUAUUAGUAGGCAUGGUACUGCAAGUCUUAGGAAAAGAUUGAGCGGCAGUUUUAAAUCCUUAAUUAAAGAGAUGCUGCAAGAUAAAAUUGUGGCAGAUGAGCUUGUGAAUGUUACUUACCCUCACAUGUCUGUUUUGCCUUGGAUUAGAACACAAAGCAGAUUAAAUGCAGAGAAUCUCAGUCAGACCAAGCUAAGACAAGAGAAAUCCGAAGAGGAACGGAUAGAAAAGUAUUCCGAUUCUAUUAAUAAAGGCAGUGGCUCUGGCCGCCACACACUAGAAGCUACCCUGCAAGACGAAGUGAGAGGAGACAGAGAAGCUCCAGCAGAAGCCGUCCUGCACGAGAGCCGGGGCCUCCCAUUGGAUGCCAAGCCAGAGAAGGAAUUCAAAACAGAGGAAGCAAUACCUCCACCAGUUCCAUCCUUGGAAACACUUAUGGAGUCUGUUUCCUCUCCCGUAAGAGAUCUAUUUCAUGUUGAGAAUAUGAAGGAAAGCCCAACAACACAAGCCGACUUACAAGGCAGUGCAGAUUCUGAGACGCCUCGCCCAACAUCAGAGACACCUCUCCUAACAUCAGAAAAAUCCCUGGCUGAAGACCCUUCAAACCAAACCAGAGAAAGUGAUGUUCUAGAUUAUGGAAGUGAUACAAGGGAAAUGGGUUACUUUUCUGCAGAAACAAAUUCUGCAGAAUUACCAAAAGAUUUACCAACAACCUUUCCAGAGACUUUUAACUGCCACAUGCCUAUUGCAACUCAUUCCAAAAUAAAUAAAAACAAAGUAAGAUUCUCAUACACAGAAAGUUCAGUGAAGUCUAGACCUGUAGAUUCAAAGACUGUGAAGUCAUCAAUUUCACAAGUAUUUAAUAGCACGGGUCAGAGAAGGACACUGGACUCCAAAUGUAAGGCAAAGUUGGAGAAGAUCAACCAAGCUAAUGGACUGGUAUACGAAUUUUUAAAUACCCUUUACUCUCCCAUGCAGAGCUUCUGUCCUGCUCAGUUAAAGCAAGGGGAAUUAGAGCAAGUGAGACCACGGUAUGUUGAUUUCUUUGACAAGAGCUAUGCAUUCCAUAACCAAGAGGAAAAAGUGGAAGAUGGAGAGGAAGUAGAGCCAAAAACUUUGCUAGAAGCAGCUUCACAGCAUACCCAGUAUGUCUGGCCCAGUGCCUCUCAAGGGAAGGAGACCCACCUUGGUGAAUCAGACUCAGUGCUGAACUGUUUAACCCAGGAGCUGCCUGUUAGUGAGCGAGGUGUGCAGCACCAAGCAUGGUUUGCACAAACUGCACUGCAUACUGGCCCCCAGAUGGGUCCUAGAGAAGCUGAGGAACUCAACAAAGUCAGCAAAACAGAAAAUGACAUAAUAGUCUCUAUGGGUCCAAAGAUUCCACCUCCCAAAGCUUUACCAGGUCCCGAGAGUAGCCGAGACUUUAUAUUCAGUGCAUAUCCGAAGAGUUGUGACCUUGUCAAAUCAGAUGAGGACCUGAAGCAACUGCGAAGUAUAAAUACUCAGGUACAACCACGAAAACAUGCUUCACAAACUAUUUUAGGUUCUGCUUCAUGCCCCAUAUUGGAUCAGUUUCAAUUUGAAAAACUGGAGAGUUAUGCCAGGUUUUUACCUCCAAAGUCAGGGGGAGCAAAGACGGAUGAAAGCAUUUUUUCUACAAGAGAAUACCAUGUCCCGUCUGCUGCAAAUCAUCAAAAGGAAGACGCUGGUGGCAUUGAAAAGAAAGACACAGUGACUUCCGAUUCCCGCAUACCUGCUUUAUCUACAUUCAGACGAAAGAAAAAUUUUAAAAAAUACUCAGGCAUGAAAACUUUAGUGAAUCUCAAAUGUGGAAUUUUAAAAGCAAAGAAACCGUCAGUUUCAUACAUAUUCAGUAUGACGGGUGGUGUUGGCCCAAACCACAGAAAAGAAUUGGGCUAUAACUCUAUAGCCAAAAUGGAAGAGAUGGCUCAAGGUGAAAAAGUGGCGGCUAAAAUACAUUCUUUCAUGGAUAGUGCACCUGAGGUUAAUAUGUAUAGCAAGACAGAAAGAGGAAAAGGUAUGUUAGGAGAGAGAAGUCUCAUUUCUAAACAAGUAAAGCAAGUCCUAUCACCACAGGAAGAGGAUAUUACUUCAGAUGACACUAAAGAGAACAGUCUUCAGGAUGCAGAAGAAGAAAGUGAACAGGAGCCAUUAGAAGUAAUUCUACAGCACAGCCAACACUUCGAAUUCUGUUCCGGCCACAAGGAAGAACUUGGGAACCAAGGAAGUGGGAAAAUUCUGUUUAUUACUGAACAAGACAUCUCACGACAAAUGCUGCCUCCAGAUUCAGGGCAGGGACAGAAGCCGAAGAAAAGCUACCAGACACAAAGUGGUGCAACAUAUACAGUAAGUUCACAGCUUCCUUUUCUAAAGUCAAAGAAAUCACUAUUUGAUCAAGUUUUAAUGGAUCCUAAGUGCCCACUUAGGACAAGUGACCUAAGUGUUGGGAGCCAUAAGGGGGAAUUUUACAGUCAUGAUAAAGAGGAAAAUGCAGAGUUUAUAAAAGAUCUACAAGCAAAUGUCCUGGAGUCUUUGCUCAUCUCCACACCUGGUCUAUCUGAAUCUAAACUGCAGAGAAAGACAUUUACAUGUAGAGCCUUAAAAAAUAAAAUUAGUCCCAGAUGUGUGAUUAUGAAGGCAAAGAAGUCACCAGUUUCACCAAUAUUUAAUAUCUCAGGAAGUGGUUGUCUAAAAAACCUACGUCCAAAGACCCUGAAAUCACAGAUUAUUGACUUGCUAAUUCAUAUAAAAUGCUCUGGGAUCCUGGAAGAUCUUAUUGCAGAGAGAAGGAAAGGAUCAGCACAAGAAUUACCAGCAACAAGUCUGGAGUCUUGGGAUUUAUCCACACUUGAUUUACCUGCAUUAAAAAGAAAGAGAAGCAAUUUAAAGUUUAUAGACAAGAGAACUAAAAUGAGUCUUGAAUGGGUAACUUCAAAGGCAAAGAAGGCAGCGAUUUCCCAGACACUCACUGUCACACAAUGUGGCACACCCAGCCAGAGAAGGCAACUCACAUGCAACUUCAAAAUCAUGAUGAAACAAGGGAAACCCACGGCAGACAUGACCCUAAAAGCCACCUCCUCUCCUGUUCCUGUUUUAGUUGAUGUGAAAAUGCAUAACAGAAUAAAAGCAGAGUCUGAUGUGUCCUGGAAAAUGAGAUUCAGUCACAAACUGCAACAGCAGGAGGAGUCAGCAGUUAGAGAGAGAGCCUGCUAUGCUGACUCCAGUGAUCGGCGGGGCCACGCCUCCAAUGACACGACGGAGGUCAAAGACCCGUGUGAAGAGGCAGCCCCGCGGAGUUCUGAACACCCCAGCUUCAUUGCUGGUAAAAUGAAGGAGCUUUACGUUGUGAAGUCAGAACUAGAACUAAAGAACUCAGCAAAGAUAAAAAUCCCAGAACCACUUAACACAGCCCUGGAGCUGCAGCAACAAACAUUUCUCACACAAAGUGUACUACAGUCUGUUUCUUGUUCUAUUUUGAAUUCACUUCCCUUUGAGAAGCAACCAAAAAGAACAAAAACACAAAAAGGCUUACGAUAUGCAGAGAGUCCAAAGAUUUUAUCUGCAGUGCUAGAGAAAUCAAUUCCUAAAUCUGUAAUUGUUACAGCACAGAGUGACAUCCUAGCUGAAAGAGGCCCUAGAAAGGAACUUGCUCGAUCUCCAGAGGAAAAGAUAAGUUUGCAAAAGGAUUUACAAGGGAGAACCCUAAAGGGCUUUGAUUUCUCCCUGCCAGCACCGUCUGAAUUUGAAGGUGGGAGAAAUGCAGCACGAAUCCCCAAGUCUAGAAACGGGAAGGCACAAAUGGCAUCAAUUUCAAAGACAAUCAACAUCGCUAGGUCUGGUGCUCUUAGCCACGGAAAGGAACAGGACGUCGCCUUGGAAAACACAGCCAAAGAAACACCUCAAAGUAUGUCAGAUCUAUUUUUGAAUACCUUCCCUUCACCUACACCCGUUUCACCUGCCAUCAAAACACGUAAAAAAGUAAAAAAGAGAGACCUGUUAAGAAAUAAAAGCACUAUCAUACAGCCAGAACAACAUGAAGGGGAAAGACUCUGUCCCUAUUCUUCUAAUAAAUGGAGCAGCUCAAGCAGCACAUCAGAAUCAAGAUGGCAAAAUAGAAAAGAAAGAGAGGGCGACAGAGUUUUAUUUGAAGCCGGUCUACAAUUCCUGUAUAAUACAGGAAGGAGAAAAGAUCAAAAUAUGCUUCUUAUGGAGCAGGACGUGCAACAACCAACACUGGUUUCAGAAAGUAAAUUGGAAGCUACUUGUUCUCCUCCGAUUCCAUUUCAAACUGAGGAGCUGAGCAAGACUAUCCCACCACGAGAAGACAUACCAAAUGGAACAGGGCAAAAGAUUCCAUUUCCAAAAUCAGGGAAAACAACAUUCGACUACUUAGUUGAUGAAACAGAGUAUAGUACUGUGUCUGACGGGAGCCCUGCAAGGAAGCUAGAUGUUCAUGUUGCAGUUUCCCUACAACCUGAAGAAGAAGAAGAUGUCAUAAAAACUCCAAAAGUUAUGAAACACAGAGUUGAUCAAAAUAUCUUACCUACCAAAUCAGGGAACACAGUACUUGGAGAUCCAGGUGAUAAAAGGUCUGGAAGGAAGAAAAGUGGUCCCAUUGCCAAGAAACAUAGAAUGCUGCAGAGAGAUUUACUAACAACAUCCACAGUAUCUCUUUUAUUUGACUCCGAAAAUCAGGAGAAGAUAUUAAAGUUUCCAAGAAGGAAAAAUCGUAGGGGUCCCAAAUGUGUAACCAGGAAGGCAAAGAAGCUUCUUUGUUCACAGAUGCUUAAUAUCACUGAGGAUGAUAAUCUCUACUGUAGGAAGGAACAGGACCACAACUUAAAAUCCAUAAUAAACGACAUGCAACAGAAUAAAAGCACAACAAAUGCAUUUUUGUCUUCCAUGCCUGUUUCAACUGAUAACAAAAUAGAUAUUGAAAUGCAUACCACAUCAAAAGCAGCGGCGGGUCAACCAAGAUUAAUACCAUACAGCUGUACUUCUGCAGAGCUAGGAAAAUCAGCAUGUGCUGGGGAAGUGUGGAAGGCCAACUCAACUGAGCCACAAAACAGAUCAAGCAACACAAUGAAAAUGAAUGUGCACCAUGAAAAGGAAGAGGAAAAUAUCCAAAAAAUAUUAUCGGAAUCAGUUCCACAGUAUAAGCAACACUUCAGUUUCAGUGCCCAUCAUAUGAAAUACCCUGGUUCCUACCAAUCAGAAUCUGAACUGCAUAAUUUAGAAGUCAGAAGCACUUGGAAUUUGUCUUGUGCAGCACAAAAAAUAAGGCCAGAAAAACACUUUAGAGGAACUAUUUUGAAGCCCGUCUCUAGACACAUGAUGAAUUUUCAAGUUGAAAGAGUGAAGAAGAGUCUUCAUACUCAAGAAGGAAUUAAACGUGUGGGAGGAAGAAAGACUCCAUUUCCGAAAGCAAGGAAAUCAGACACUGGUUUGAUACAAUGUGGUGUUCUCUGGGAUGGAAAUCCUAGGAGAAAAUGCGAUAGUUGUAUUUUUAAGGAAAAGGCAAAGAAUCAAAAUGACUUAAAAUAUUCAGAUUUUCCCAGCUUUGAUUCAUAUGAACCUAAAAGCCAGAGCUACACAUUAGAGUUUUCAGGCAAGAAAAGUAUAAUAAACCCCAAGCAUGUAACUUUGAAGGCAAAGAAACAACCAGUUUCACAGUUGCUUAAUAUCUCAGGAUGUUUUAUAGGAAGCCAUAGAAAGAUGAAGCGGUGCAAAUUUCAGUACAAGAUGAAAGUGAGGCAUUGGUUUGAAGGUGUGGGCGAGGCAUCAUUCCUUGCUACUGUGGGAACUAAGAUUCCACCACCCAAGUCAGUGACUGAUAAACACCCCUUCAAAGCAACAGCAAGGGGCACUCUGUAUAACAAAAUACUUCAUAGAAAUCUGCAUGGUCGUAUUACAGAGGAAAAGGUAGAGUUACAGGAAAAUUCAGCCACAACUUUCCUGGAGCCUAUAGAUUUCUUUUCACCAAUUUUAUCUGACCCUGAAAGCCAGAUAAGCACAGUACAAUUAUUAGAAGAGGAAAUCACAUUGAACCCCAGACGUUUAACUCUGAAGGAAAAGGAGCCAGCAAUUUCACAAUUACUUAAAAUCAGAGGGCGGUUUACCACAAAACGCAGGAAGAAACUUGGAUCCAGUUUAAAAAACAAAAUGCAACAGAUAUGUCAAGGUAAAAAUGUGGCUGAUACAUUUCCAAAUACCAUGUACUUCACAUCAGACCCCUCUGACAUUGAAAGACAAAAUAGAUUCAAAAUAGAGAUGGACAGAGCAUCAAGGUUUAGUCAUGUACAACCCACACAAAUGCAGUUGCCAAUUGAAGGGCUACUGAUUUCACAACCACUUAAUCCCACUGGUCAUGCUGCUUUAAGCAUUAAUGAACAACAGGAAAAGAAGAGAGACAGAAAGAGAGAGAGACAUGCCCUAAAUAAAGCAGGUGCUAGUUCUCCUUAUGCCUACACACCUAUGUAUCCUAAAAUCAUAAAACAUAAAGCUAAGGCAAAAACAGCAGAUGUGACAAACACUGUGCAUACCAAACGGAUGAGACUGAAGGCAAAGAAGCCACCUGUCUCCCAGCUGUUUCAUACUAUAGGUUGUGGAAUCAGAAGAAACCAAAAGGAACCGAGACAUGAAAUGAAGAAACAGAAGGAGUUCCAGCAAGAUAAAACCAUAGCAGAUUUAUUUCUGAACACUGUUUGUGAUUCUGGAUCUCUUUCAUCUCAAAUUAAACAAUUUACAGAAGGAGAAAGGGAAAAAGACAGGCCAAGAAAGCCGAUUUACCUUCUUCCACAGGUAGAGCUGGUGAAGUCACUAAACAAAAGAAAAAUAUCAUCUUCACAGUCCACUGAUAUAAAGAGUACUAUAUCAAGAAAUAUCAAAACACUGAAACAGUGUAUUAGAGAGCAAAAAGACAAGGGCCGAAUCGUUUUACUCGACAUUCUCCCACAAUGUAGAGAUCAGUUAGUGAUUAACCAAGAAGUGAAGAAGGAGCUUGACCACGUGAAAAUAGGAGUAGCUUUGAACAGAGAAGUCCACCGUGGUCUAGCUUCCCAGAAGAGGGAAAUCAGUUACACUGGGUUAGACGUCCCAAGAAUCAGAACACAUACAGAAUGUGAAUUCCUUAUUGCACAGAGAGCAAAGCACAAAGAUGCAGACGUAGUCAAACAUUCAGUUUCAGUUCCAGCGGGGAGAAGAGUAUCCAAGAAAACCAAUGUUUCAGUAAAUUCAAAAGGACGGAAUAUAUUUCUUAAAGAGUUGGAUGCUUCUCAACAGAUGACUCACAAGGACAAAGAAUUCCGGAAACAAGGAAGUAUUUCACUGACAAUUUGUGGAACUUUUGCCUUCCCCAUUAUGGAACCUCCUCAUUUGAAAAACACAGGAAAGGUAGCUGAGGAAGAUACGUCCACUAACAAAAGGACUAUUUCACAUCUAUUGAGAAGAGAAGGCAUAAAAGAAACCGAUACCUCACGAGGUUCAAAAGGACAGAAGUUUCUUUGCACCAAUCGGCGGGUCCGGCAAACUAUGUCUGCAGUGCAGAAAGGAGAGGGGAAACCAGAUGGCAUUCCUGAAAGUAUUGUGGAUUCUGUGUCUCGUCCAAAUAGAGAGCAUCUUCAGGUAACACAGGCAGUAAAUACAAAGAAAGAAGACAUAAGCACUCCUAUAAGUUUACAUGUAAAUCCAUGGAGAAAAGAGCAAUCAAAGUUAAUGGAUAUUCCAUUAAGAUUAAAUGGAUGGAAAAUGACUUUUUCUGAAAAACUGAGGGCGAAGCAAUUCCAUAGUUCUAACCAGAAUAAAGAAAAUAUUCUGGAACCCGUUUCUUCUUGCCUAUUGGAUCAACUCUAUAAUGGAAAGCUAAAGAAAAAAGUCUCAGCAAAAGGAAGGAGUUCAAAAGUUUUGAGUUCAGUGGUAGACAAAGCAUUGAAUGAAGUAGAUACUCCAGUAGAUCAACCUUCUAUUAACUUGCAUAACAGAAGAAGAAAGGAACAUCAAAAAGAGAGUACGUGCAAGGUUCUCCAAACAUCAGUUUCUCAUUCCUCAAUGGAUAUACUUCAGAUUAAGUUGCCAUGUGUAAAAAAAACAUCGAAGGCUCCAACAUACCACACUGCAAAUACAGAAGGGAUUGGCUUGCAUGUGGAGGGAAACGAAGAGCAUCCAGAAUGUCUACAUCAUACUUCUCCAAAGUCUGCGUCUCACUCUUCGAGGGAUGUAUUUCAGAGUAAGACACCAUCUGAAAAGGAGGCAUCAGAAGAAGUAGUUGGCACUGUGGAUUACAUUCCAAGUACAGAAAAAAUUAGCUCACUCUUUACAGGAAAAGAGACCAAGGUGCAGACAGAUGAAUGUAAAUCAGCUAUAAAACUGUCAAGCUUGUGUACUUCCUUGCCAUCUCUGUCACAUACUAAUGUGGAUUCGAGAAUAAGAGUAGGGCAAGAGAAGUCAGGACUACCAAGGAGCUGCCUUCCACCGCUAAAGCGCCAGGUGUCACCAAGUGUCAGGAAAACUUCAUUUGCAGAGUUCAUUAAUAGAGGGAGCUUAAGCAAUGUAAGAGAAUCAGAACAUUUGCCACAGGGAAAAAAGGAAGAUGGAAAAAAUGUAGUAUAUGUGAAAGACAUAAUGGGCGUCAAAUGUGUCGCUUUUAAAGGAAAGAAAACACCUUUUAAACACACACUGCAUGGGAAUGCACCACAGUGGAACAACAAAGAACAAGAGGAAACGAUGCAGAAAGAGAAAAGCGACCUAGAGAUAGUUCAGAGCAAACGCCAUGCUUCCAUUCCUCCUUCACCUCGUGUGGAAUGGGAUCCUGAAAUAAAGCAGGUGCUCUUGCGAGGGAUCACAAGAUUUUGUCUUCCGUCACUGCCGCUCCAGAAAUUAUCAGAUGCAGUGGGAAUAUGCGAGGAAUCGGCUGAUGAUAUUUUAAGCAGUAUAAGAAAGGCAAAAUAUGUGCCACAGAAAGAUAGAGGGGAAAUGGCCUUGGAAGCAAUCGGGCAUCCCAAAAGAAUAGUUUUGAAGGCAAAACAGAGUUCAGUUACACAGGAAUUACAGUUGGACAUCAAAGAAAAAGUGAAAGAGAUGCAGAAAGAUAAAGAUAAACAAGAUGGGAUUUGGAGCAAAUCUUGCGUUUCCAUCUCUAUUCCUCCGGACUCAGAAGUGGACACAAGAAUAGAAGGGGAAGAUGCCUUGCUAAUAGAAGCAAGAUCUUCUUUCCUACAAACAGAACUCCAGGAGUCCUCAGAUACAGGAAAAAUAGCAUACAAACAGGCUAUUUAUGGUGAUACCUCAAACAGUGUAAAGGAAGCCAAGGAACAUGAUAUCAUGCAGGAAGAAGAGGAGGGAGUAAGAAUGAUUAAAGUCAUACUUUGGAGGAAAAAGAAAUCAAUUUUACAGGAAAUCCAGCUGGACAUCAAAGAGCAAGAAGAGAAGAGACAAAAAAUUAAAGGUGAGCCAGAUGUCCUUGUGACCAAUACUAGCACUUGCAUACCUGCUCCUUCUCAUUUACAAUUGGAUACAAAAGUAGAAGAAGCAGACUAUGUAACUGAAGUAGCAAGAUGCUCUCUUCCAGCACUGUCACAGCAGAAAUCAUCAGAUGCAGUGAAAAGAGCAAAUGAAACGUCCACUGAUGGUGAUCUCACAAGUGAUGUACAAGACGCAAAAGAACAUACACCACAGAAAGAAGAGACUAAGGCAGAGAAAUCAGCCAAGAGAGACAUGAUGCACCCAAAAGGUGACGGUGUAGAAAGAAACAAAGCACUAGUACAGGACAUACCGUUGAAUCUUAAAGAGCCCGUGAAAGAGGAUCCAGAAAGUGAAGAGCAGGGGAAAGUGGAUGAAGGAGGUAAAUGUGAACAAGAAGUAGUUCUGCCCACAAGCCGGGCUUCUGAAUCUUCUCUAACUCACCAUGAAUUGAACACAGGAAUAGAAGGGGAAGGAGACAGGCAAGGGAUAACAAGAUCUGCUGUUUCACAGCUCCAGCUCCAGAAGUCAUCGGAUGCAGGGAAAAGAGUGUAUGCGGAGUCAUCUGGAGAUGAUAUUUCUAAUGAUGUCAGAGCAGCACCAGAGUAUGAGCCACAGGAAGGAGAAGAUAGAAGAAAAAUAGUAAAUAUAAAACACAUAAGGUAUCCCAAAGGCACAACUUCCAAGGCAAAGGUAUUACCACUUCCACAUGUACUCAACCCCUCUGGGGGUUGUGACCGCCGAAUUUCAGAAGUACAGACAAGCAUGAAAGAAAAAUCAAGAUACAUACAAGGAAGAAGUGAGCUAGAUAAGGUUCUGACAAGACCUUCUCCACCUCAGUUUAAAUUAAACAAAGGUAGAGAAGGCAAGGAAGAGAAACAAGUAACAAGACCCUUUCUCCCAGCCUCAUGGCAAAGGGAAUCAUCAAAUGCAGAGAAACUGCAGUAUACAGUACUACCUUUGAAUGCUAUUUCAAACGAUUCGAAAAGAACAAAAUAUGUGACACAGAGAGAAGAGGAUGAAGAGAAUACUUUUGAGAAAGACAUAAUGCAUUCCAAGUAUAUAGCUUUGAGGGCAAAGAAAUCACCCCUUUCCCUUAUACUCAAGACAAAGAAACUGCAAGUGAACAUCAAAGAACAAGUGAAAGCGGGACAAGAAGAUAACAAGGAAACCGUUGUGCUUCGGAGCAAAAUCCAUCCUUUUCUCACUUCCUCAACUCGUCUUGAGUGGGUCACAAAAGAGGGGGAACACGAGCCAGAAGUAAUAAGAAAUGAUGCAUCACAUCUUGAGCUCCAAGAAUCGUCUCCCCCAGGGCAAAUAGCAUCUGCAGAGUCCCCUGAUACCCUCGUGAAGAAGGGAAUACAAUGCCCACAGCAGGCAGAAAGGGGCAGAGCACAAACAGAAGCCAGGAAUGACUCGGUGCAGCCUCAGGGCUCAGAUUUGAAGACAAAGACGUCACCACCUCCUCAUGAAUUCCGUGUCCCUGAGCACAGAGAGGAACCUCCGUGUAUAAAGGAGAAAGUAGAAGAGGAGCAGCAAAGAAUGGGAGAUCCCGGCGUGGCUCUGACAAAAACUCCUCCUUCCACACCUCCUCCAUCUUACCACAGCUUGGACACAAGAACCAAAGUAGACACAGACUUGCCGGCAAUGACAGGACUCUCUCCUCCACAACUGCUGUGCCCCAAGUCGUGUGUGGGAAAAACCAGAUACGCAGAUUCCACUGAAAGCACUAGAUCAUGUAAUAUAGUAAUAAAAGCAUAUCAACAUGUGCCAAAAGCAGAGGGAAGGGACAGAGAAAAAAUAAAAGGUGGGAAAGGUAGAAGACUCCCCCGAAUAAUUACCUUGACAGCAGAGACAUCCCCAUUUCCGCAUCUACCCAGGAGAAAGAGGCUACCUUUGAACAUUAAAGAGCAAGGAAAAGAAGUGCCAGAAGACCAAGGUGAGCCAGAAAUGGUUCUGAAGGAAACCUGUGCCUCCUUACUUUCUCCUUCUUCUCCGAAAUGGGACACAAGGAUGAAAGAAAAGGAAGACACGCUAAGAAUAACACAAUCCUGUUUUCCACCACCAAAGAUUCGAGAUCCAUUCAGUUCAGGCAAAAAGCCAUAUACUAAGUCAUUUGAUGUGUGUGGGUUAAAAGAGAAGGACAGACUCAAAACAGAUACUGAAAACAAAGUGGUCCCAGCACCUAUGGCUAUGAGGGUAAAGGAAUUAUCACUUUCACCUGUACUUGAUACCCAAAAAUUGCAGGGAAAAUUUCAAAAGCGAGAGAGAAAGGUGCAGAAAGAUGAAAAGGACCUAGCUACACAUCUGGAGAACAUUUGUACUUCUUUACUUACUCUACCAUACCUUAAAUUUGGUUCAAGAGAAGGAGAGGGGUACAUGAUGAGAAUUACAAAACUGCCUCUCCCCCACCUACCGUCCAGGGAAUCACAAGACGCGGUGAAAACAGUAUAUGCAGAAACAACUGACGGAGAACUUUCAAACCCUGCAGAAAAAUGGAAAGAACACGCAUUACAGAAAGAAGUGAGGGAUAGAGAGGAAAACGUGGAUGUGAAUAGUAGCGUGGGUCCCAAUGAUAGGUAUUUAAAAGCAAAGAAAUUGCCUAAUCUACUUAGAUACAAUCUAAGUGACCUUCGAUGGAAAACCAAAAAGCAGGAGGGAAUGGCUCAGGAAGGUCGGCGUGAGCCAGGUGCGGCGAGGCUGACUAAGACUUGUCCUUGCCGAGCUUCUCUCCUUCACCUCAGCACGAGUCCCGGAGAGGAGGAAAGGGGAAGGCCGGCAGUCACGGCCCGCUCUCUGUCCUCAGGCAGCUCCCAGGAAUCAUCAGAUUCUGAGGACAGGGAAUGCACAGAGCCCAUUACCGGGGAUAUUUUGAUCAGUCCACGAAAAGGAGAGCGUCAUAUGCCCCAGAGAAAGGAAAAGGAUGGAGCAGAUAGAGUAAACCUCGGGUUUCCCAAACAUCAAGAAGAGAGGAUGCAGGAAAGCGAAGAUGAACCAGGUGAGGUUGUGUCCGGCUCUUCCUCGUCAUUAUCAUCUCUCCCUCCCCUGCAGCCGGAUAAGGAGAUUCAGGUAGGUGAGGAACUACCAGGACCUGCAAGGCCUGUUGCGGAGAGAGAAUCAAAUACCAGGGAAGUAGUACAUACAGAAGCAAUCCGUGGUGACGGCAUUCCAGACAGUCAAAACGAGAAACAGCUUGUGCCUCGGGAAGAGGAGCAGGACAGAGAAAAAACAACAGAUAGGAGAAAUAGGACCCAGAUCACAGAUAUAAGUUUGAAAUCCAGGAAAUCACCUCCUUCACUUAGGCUCCACAGAACAGAACUGCAUCUGAACAUUGGAGGGCAAGAGCAAAAGAAACAUGAGUGUCCAGGUAAACCAGCCUGUACAGUGCUAAGAAAAAUUUAUGUUUCCAAACCUCCAGCUGAACUCACACAGGAUAAAGGUAUACAAGUAGAUGAAGGUAGGCUUGGGAUUCAAAGACCCUCUCUAAUUCCACAAAUGCUUUCAGCAGUAUCAGAUAGAAAGAGGAGAGCAGAUACAGGGGCAAUUUGUGCUGUGAGUGAAAGAGAAAACAAACAAAUGUCACAGAAAGGAAAUAAGCGUGAAGUGAAAACAGUAGAUAUGACGAUCAGGAUGCAUCGCAAGGAGGCCCGGCUCUUGUCAAUCUCACACAUCUUUAACACAAAGGAAUUUGUGUUGAAUAUUAAAGAGCUAAAGAAAAAUGUGUACAAAGGUACAGAUGAGCUACCUGUGGUUUUGACAAGGACCUUUUUUUCUGUUCCAUCAGCCCCUCCCCUUUCUCUAGAUUCAGAGAGCAAAAUAGACAAAGAUGUGCCAGGAUUUACAGGAUCCUCUCCUGCACAGCAAAAUCUCCAGGAAUCCUCAGGUAUCCAGAAAACGGGAGUUACAGAGGUAGUUGCUGGUGAUGGGGAAAUUGUUAAAAAAGCAGAACACUCCGUACCCCAGGAAGAGGCAGUGCAACAGUGGGCCUCAAACUUCCUGAUCAGUGUACAGAGAAGGAAUGAUCCUCCACGAGUCAAAUCCGAAGGAGAUUUGAGUCAGUUAGUUUUAAAUUCACAGCAUGAGGAUGUUUAUUUAACAGGAUUUGGUACCAGAAGUGGGAAAAGGCUGGAGUAUUUCUUUACAGGGCAAGAGGUUCAGCCAGAAAAAUACAAAACAGAAACUUUCACUACAUUUCUUUCCUACCCCACCAGGGAGCCCACUAAAAUUGGAAAUCUGAAGAAACAAACUGAAGUAAUGAAUAACUUAAAGCAUAAAAUGAGUCCUAAGGUUUUAGUUUCACCACCAAGGAAAAUAUCCAAGGAAAUACGUAUUACAUUUGGUGCCCCUGUAAGUGCAAAAGGAUUUUCUCUUUCAGAGCAAGUUGCCCACCCACAAAAAACUUUAUCAGAAGCAUCUCCAGGAUCUGCAGAUUCAUAUAAAUGGGAUAAGCCAGAGAACAAUGUACACAGUAAGGAUAAAGGGAGCAGAAUGCUCUCUCCCAGAGUCUCUGCUGCACAGACAAAGGGAUCACUUGAGAAGACGAGAAUCUCAGCGACAGGUGCCCCCCCAGGUAUAGAGAAACAAGAGAUUGUGGUGCAAAAGCAAGUGGUGCUACCAUCGGAGAGUGGACAUAAGACCUGGCUGGACUCCAGCUUUUCUCUGAAGUUCCCAUUUCCAAAUGGAAGGCAGAAGGCACCUUUGGAAAGAGAUGUAUGCAAUGAAACUACAGUGUAUCCUAGAAUACAAAUACUACCAGGAAUCCACGUGGAUAUUACAGUGUUUGAUACCAUAGGAGGGAAAAGAGAGGAGGGAUUGCCAGGUCCAGAACAAGAGGAAUGUAUUCUAGACUCACUCCAGGAGUCUCUUUCUUCCCACUGGACUUUUCCACUUCAGUCUGGAGACCUGGAGGGAAAAAAUAAGACGGACACAAUCAUUACUAUAAAUCUGGAGCAAAAAACAUUAGAAGUGGAAGAAGGGGGAUUAAAAAUAGACAGAAACGUAGCUAUCCGCCUGGCAGUGGACAAGACAGAAAUGCAUCAACACACCAUGGUCAGGCUGGAGGAGAACAAGAAAAGGGACACAAGCAAUACCGUAAACCUGAACAUUCCAUCUCUAAAGGCACAGGAAUCUCAAAUUAACACUCAGGUGAUAACUCGUGUAGAAAACGCCUGCCCAAUCAGGCAAAAACAUAAGGAGCUAGAAGUCUCGGGUGCAAAACAAAAUAUUCAGCCACAGAAAUUGUUUCAAAAACAUGUUCUGGAUUCAUUUUACGCCUAUAUUCCUCUUUCUCUCAAAUUUAAAGGCUGGAAAGGCAGAUUGACAGUAGCAGAUUUGAAAAGAGAAUUGAGCCCCAAAUAUUUAACCAUGAAAAUCCCAAAUCAUCCAAUUUCACAGAUUCUUCACAACACGGGACAUGGCACUCCAAGCAAUAGAAAGAAAUUAGAGUAUGACUUGAAGAAACCAAAGAAAAUAGUUUUGCAGAGUGAAGAUGCCUCAGGAAUAUUUAUCAGAAAUCUUUCUAUUUCUGCAAUGAGUUCAUCUCAGACAGAAGAAAUAGUAGACUCUGAAACAAAUCGAGAAAGAAAAAAGAUACUCUGUUUCUCUGAAUUCCAGCAGAAAUCACCAAACACUCAGGGGAACAGCUCAAGCACUGUAAAAGAAGGGGACCAGCACUUUAUAAACACAGCUCCACAGGAUUCCCAGCCCUUUGUGGUGGAGGGGCAAUGCAAGCAAAAACUCCCCAGUGUCAAAACAGAAGCAAAUCUCCGCAGCAAAACAAAAAAAAAGAUUUUCCUUCCACAAACAAAAGGAAAAAGGGUUGUUCCAGGGCAUGAUAGUUCAAGGACCAUGAAAGAACCUGACGUGCUUAUGACUGAAGAUGAAGAAAAGGCACCAAAACCCAUUCUGACACCAACAGAGGUACCACAACAUGGGAUUCACCCAUUCAAAACCAUGGAGAGUGGCUCAUGCCCUCAACAGGGGGGUCAGAGCAAACCCAUCCAGGACGCAACCACACAAAAGGUCCAGCAACAAAAAACUUUUCCAGGAAUUGGGCCUAUGGCAUCCCAAGUUAAAAGUAACGAAAUAGAAGGAGUGGCACAUAGUAUAAGUACAGAAAGUUUACUUCCUCUUUGUGAGGCAAUUAAGAGUGUCUUUGAAUCCCAGAUAAAAAUUAUCCAUGACAAAAUUUGUGAAGAUAUACUGAAAAAGGUAAAAGCCCCAAAACCCGAUGAUUGGAAGUCACCGCCAUGUGCAGGGAGCCCAGAUACAACAUCCACAAUGAUACCUCCCAAAGUGCAGCCAAAGCCCAUUUUAAAACGUUUUACUCCCAAAGAAAACAAUAAGCUCAUUAAUCAUUUUGAGUCAAAAUCACUUGAAAUAAAACUGAAUCUGAUGCCAGAGACGGCAAAACAAUCCUUCCAAAAGAUUAACUUUUAUCUAAAACAGUCUGUUUCAGAAGAUAACCGUUGGAGGCUAUAUCCAAGACAUAAAAAAAUGUGCUUUGUGUCUCUAGAAGGGAUUGAUAGUAUAGAACUUAACUUAAAACAGAAAUACACCAAGGAUUCACUGCCUGUCAGGGGAAUGAAGACAUUGAUUGUCAGUGUUUCAAGGGACAGCAAAGAGAUUACAAAGUUGAAGAGUAUCAGUAAGCUAGAAAGUAGAGCGUCUUCAGUGACUUCCGCUAAGCAGAUGCCAUUGCCUCAUAUUCUUCAGAACUACUCAGUAGAAGAAGAAGACAAGCUGUGCAUACACUUUUCUAUGAAAACACUGGAGAUUCAAAUGAAAGCCUUUCCCAGAAUUGUAAGAGAAUCUUAUGCAAUGGCCAGGCCUCCGAAUAUAAGGAAGCCUUUAUCUAAAUGUAUUCAUUCUGGUUUCAAAGUACCAAAACGAAAAAACAGAAUUUUGUUACUUUUUGAGGAAAAGUCUCUUCAUCAAAUAGAUCUUGAUUUACAAUAUAAAUACCUUCGUUUUCUCCUGGGGCUUCCGGUCGGACAUAUAUUCCCAAAACCAGCUGCACUUCCCAAACAUACUCUUAAGUUAAACACGGUAGCAACAUGUGAAAAUGUAGGUAACAGGGGAGAAAGUGAUGGUCGUCUCUGCAUUGAUAAAGAACUGUCAGAACAGCAUAUCUCUUCCAAGAAGCAAAGUCCUCAUGACAACUCAAAAUUGAGAAAAUUCCUGGAGCCACCGCUUGUGUGUGCUCCUGACCCCAAUCAACAAGGCACAGUGGCGAGAGAUACUACAGCUCUUUCAGAGUUAAAAUCUCACAGGACUCUGGAAAAAGAUAAGCAAUGUCAUGUAUGGUUUCAAGAAACAGAUACAUGCAAAUGUUUUGAUUCAAAGACUCAGGAAAGCACUCCCAGUUUAGUUGAUUCCCGUUCAACUCAGAUUUCUGAAGAUUUUACCCAAAGUCAGACAGAUAUUGAGAGGUCAGCCAAAUUGGAGGAAUUCUUAGCUCUUGAAGCACGUGAGAGUGAAGAAUGUAUGUUUUUAGAAGCCAACCCUUAUUUAAGUCAGGAAUCACGAAACAUUCUAUUUGAAUUACAGAAAGGCAUUCCUUUGGAAAAUCUGUACAAGAUGAAAAAAAGGAAAACUAAUUUGAACCCAUUGUACAGGGAAGAUUCGGGUUCCCAACAUGUAAGAGGCUGUAGUAAACACUCCUCAGUCGUCACACCUUCCUAUGAAUCCCACAAAAGCAGGAAAUACAGGUCGUCCUCUAAAAUGCCAUCUCCUGACUGGUUGGGCCAUGGUUCAUUAAAUGCUAUACAAGUUCCGUCUAGAUCAUCUUCUGCUCCAUUCAGUGCAGAGAAGGCUUCAUGGACUGCAAGGUGCAGAACCAACCAUUCUUUAGCUCCCUUAACAGAAUCAAAUAUCAAAUUACAUCUUGCAAAAGGCCAAGGCAGACCUCACAGGCAUAUGGAAAGCAAAGAAGGAAAGAAGGCCAAAAUUGAUCUGUUUAGAAAGAACAACGUUCAUUGGGACUGUGAUUACAGUUAUACACGGAAUAAAGAGAAAUGCACGAGAAAGAAGAAAGUCCGUAAUUAUGAGUCAGAAAGACCAAAUUACUGCCCAAGCAAACCUAAGUUACCAUCAAAGCUUCCUCAAGAGGAUAUCAACUUUCAUUCUGAAAGAAGACAAAACCAGCCAUUUUUUUAUGCCUGUAUACCAGCAGACUCACUGGAGAUUGUGCCCCAAACCAUUCGCUGGACUAUUCCCCCAAGAACUUUAAGGAAAACAAACUUCAGAGCUCCUCUGGUGGCAAAGCUUUCAAGUUCUUUCAAUAUAUGGACUUCACCCAAAAAGAUUUUGGAGUCCCUCCUGGAGUCCUUCAGUCCAGUUCGUCCAAAUUGGUAUUCGCACAUCUAG
This is a messenger RNA of Neogale vison (American mink), 21123 nucleotides long. It is a transcript of the gene LRTM3, whose product is annotated as coiled-coil domain containing 168. Lineage: Eukaryota; Metazoa; Chordata; Mammalia; Carnivora; Mustelidae. The coding region runs from base 1 to 21123 and encodes 7040 amino acids. The transcript has 7 exons. The record is from RefSeq and is a predicted model, not a curated record.